UUCCGCUUUUGUUUGAUUCCUUCAGCUGGCGGCUCGCGCUGACAUACGAAGCGCAGGUUUGUGCUUUCAGAGAGAGGGGAGCCAAAGACAGAGAGAAAAAUCGAGAGUGACGAUACAGAGUCUCCUUUCCAUUUCCCGUGUCCAUGCAGUGAAGGCAGGGCUGUCCGCCUGAGAAGGAAAUCUUGAGAAGAGCAGAGCAGGCACUUGUGGGGGAGAGAAGAGUUUACCAUGGAGCAUGGCUUCAGUCCAUGAUGAUGGCAUGGAUGACAGACUGGCCCUCUUCAAGCAAGAUGCCUGUGAGUGGGGUGCAUCAGUAGAUGUCUCUGUGAAGUCGGAGGACUGCGAAGGAAGAAUCUCGGUCUUUAAAGAAGAGGAGUGUGAGGGGGAAAUCGUUCAGGUUACAGUUGGGGAUGCGGAAGAUUCCUCGGUUGGUCUUGAGCUGCAAAGCCACGACCCUGGAAAUGUUUUCCUGCACGACAUUUGUGAACAGUCUCAUUCCGGUUUGCGGCCCCGGGUCGCUGAGAUGGGGCGACUGUCUGCCCUGCAGAAGUCUGUGGAACUGAAGUGCGAGUUAGCGGAGUUUGAAGAGGAAACCGAUGAAGGGCACGGGAGAGGAGAGGAAGAGCCAUCUUGGAGUGCUGGAAUAAAUUCACAGGACAAUGGUGGCUUCUCCAUGUCUUCAUCUGCUCAGACAACAUUUCAGUGCAGACUGCCAAACAAACAGGACGAGAAAAAGAUGAAAAAAUCAACAAGUGGAUCUCCGAAUUUGACAGCAACCUCUUUCCAGUGUCGUUCUGUUACUGAUGUCAGACAAAGGAGGACAGGAGCCAUCACUAGUGAUCAACAAGUACAUAAACACAGAAGAAUUCACACUACCGAGAAAGCUCACUGUUGCUCCGAAUGUGGUAAACAAUUCUCUCAAAUAAGCCGUCUUCAGAGACACACGAGAAUCCACACAGGAGAAAAACCGUACUCCUGUUCAGAAUGUGGUAAGCAAUUCUCACAAAUAAGCCAUCUUCACAGCCACAAAAGGAUCCACACAGGAGAGAAACCCCAUUGCUGUCCAGAAUGUGGCAAACGAUUCUCACAAAUAAGCCAUCUUCAGAGGCAUGCAAGAAUCCACACUGGAGAAAAACCGUUUAGCUGUUCUGAGUGUGGUAAGCUCUUCUCACAAUUAAGUCAUCUUCAGAGCCACCAGAGAAUCCAUACGGGAGAAAAACCAUAUUGCUGUCCUAAAUGUGGAAAACGAUUCUCAGACAGUAGCACACUUCGGCGACAUGCACACAUUCAUACUGGAGAGAAACUGUAUUGCUGUUCUGAAUGUGGCAAACGAUUUUCUGUCAGUAGUGCUCUUUGGCAGCACACUCGUAUCCAUACUGGAGAGAAGCCGUUUAGCUGUUCUGAAUGUGGUAAACAAUUCUCACAUAUAAGAAGCCUUCACAGCCACACAAGAAUCCACACUGGAGAAAAAGCCCACUGAUAUUCUAAGUGUGGCAAAUGAUUCUCUGACGGUAGCAGGUUUCAGAAGCACACACUCCUCCAUACUGGAGAGAAGCCAUAUUGCUGUUUUGAAUGUGACAAGCGAUGUUCCAGUAAUAGCAAUUUUCAUAACUAUAUAAAAAUCUUCUUGUUCUAAAUGUAAAAAUGGAUUCUCAUUUUUUUAUGGACUUCAUAGACACUGAAGAAAAGCAAAGCAGUGAGGAGUAUGUUAGAGGUGGAAGAAUUAGGAAGGAGUCAAAGAGUCCCACCUGCAUGAUGAUUGCCUUCAUAUGAUGGGCUUCAUUUAUGAAGAUCUAUACCAAAUCUUGUCAAGGUAAAAAAUAUCUUUUCAAUAUAAAAUGGUUAAAAACGGUAAUUAAUAUUUUCUACAUGUCUCCAAGUAUAAAAAGGCACCCACCUCUUUCCUUGGAACAAGGCCUGGUGAUGGUGGUAGCAGUAGUGUAACAUCUUUGGAGGUCUUCUCUCCAUCUGAUGUGACCAUCCAGAUGGAUAAAUAGAACAGACAUGUCCACACAGAUGUACCUUGUGCAAGAAAUGAAUGGUACAGGACACGGUCCCGGGGCCAAUGGAAGAUCAAGCACUGCUUCAUUUACCCAACAGGGCCAGAAAAUCCAACAAAGUGAUAUGCCAGGAGGGUUCAGGUAGAACUGCAACCCGGAAAUAUAAUCUCAAGUUAUCUAAGGUACACACAUUUAAGAUCUCUACUUGGAAUAAUUCAAGAAAGAAAACACACAAGUCAAGGGAUAAUAGAAAAUGUCCACCAAAUAGCCAAGGAGGAACUAAUAUGUGUGUGUGUGGGGGGGGGGGGGGGGGGGGGGGGGUUUAGUAAAGAUCAAGAACAGAAAGGGAGAAGAUGAGGGAUGAAGAGAAAAAGAAGGACCUCCUGUGGUGUUGCGUCUACACCAACUUGAACAUUUGUACAGCCAAACUGAGUAACCACAACAAAAAGAAAAAAUCAGGACUUAUACCUCGACUUUCUCGUAUACUCAGAUAUGGGGAUGGAUAUUUGAGAAGUAAACCGCAAGACAAUGAUUAUAUUUUUAUAUUUGGUAUAUUAAACAACCAUCAACAACAAAUCAAAUCAAUAAUACAUUGAACAAUUAUUAUAAAAGUAAAUUUGAAUAAAUCUGAUUUUGCAGCUGUAUGAAUAAAAGGUACAGUACAACUUCUGGUUAGCGGAAAGAGACCAAAAGGUGAUAGAAAUCUACGUUUUGUACCCAAUACUUGUAUGCAGAAUAUGGAUGACCAAAGUGAAAGUGUACUCAAGUUAUCAUGUUUACACACACAAACACUUAUGUUCAUCAAAAUCUCGACAUCAUAUUUUUGGAUGAUUCCAAUUCUUUGCAUAUUCGAGAAAGUUAGAGAGGUCUAAAACGUAGAGAAUUCAUCAAAAUCUCGACAUCGUAUUUUUGGAUGAUUCCAAUACUUUCCCUAUUCGAGAAAGUUAGAGAGGUCUAAAACGUAGAGAAUUCAUCAAAAUCUCGACAUCGUAUUUUUGGAUGAUUCCAAUACUUUCCCUAUUCGAGAAAGUUAGAGAGGUCUAAAACGUAGAGAAUUCAUCAAAAUCUCGACAUCGUAUUUUUGGAUGAUUCCAGUACUUUCCCUAUUCGAGAAAGUUAGAGAGGUCUAAAACGUAGAGAAUUCAUCAAAAUCUCGACAU
Molecule: messenger RNA, 3160 nt
Organism: Erpetoichthys calabaricus (reedfish)
Lineage: Eukaryota; Metazoa; Chordata; Cladistia; Polypteriformes; Polypteridae
Product: zinc finger protein 664-like
Exons: 3
Coding region: 236-1480 (414 amino acids)
Biological process (GO): regulation of transcription by RNA polymerase II
Cellular component (GO): nucleus
Molecular function (GO): RNA polymerase II cis-regulatory region sequence-specific DNA binding; DNA-binding transcription factor activity, RNA polymerase II-specific
Source: RefSeq, a predicted model, not a curated record